Messenger RNA from Pristis pectinata (smalltooth sawfish), 1656 nucleotides. RefSeq names its product NSFL1 (p97) cofactor (p47) (gene nsfl1c). Gene Ontology annotation, molecular function: ubiquitin binding. Gene Ontology annotation, cellular component: nucleus; cytosol. Bases 107 to 1213 code for a protein of 368 amino acids. The record is from RefSeq and is a predicted model, not a curated record. Gene Ontology annotation, biological process: nuclear membrane reassembly; proteasome-mediated ubiquitin-dependent protein catabolic process; Golgi organization. The transcript has 9 exons. Lineage: Eukaryota; Metazoa; Chordata; Chondrichthyes; Rhinopristiformes; Pristidae.
GAGGUACGCUGUUCGCUGGGGCGGUCAUUUGUUUCUGCCGGAACCUUUGGCGUGAGCCUUUACGUGUAGGGGGCGGAGGGAAUAGUUACGGUUGUGCCACAGGGAGAUGGCGUUGCCGGAGCAGGAAGCUAUUCGUGAGUUCGUGACCGUAACGGGCGCAGAGGAGGAGCGGGCCCGCUUCUACCUGGAGUCCGCGGAUUGGGACCUAGAGCUGGCUCUGGGGAGCUUUUUUGAAGAAGGUGGUGAUGAUGAUGUCAUAACACUUCCUCAGCCUGAAUCCAGCACCAGUUCCAGAAAUGUGCCAAGUGAUGUCCGAGUAACCUCAUUCAGAGAUUUGUGGAAUGAAGAGAAAGAUGAAGAGGAGGAUGAAGGCCAAAGAUUUUAUGCUGGUGGCUCUGAAAGAAGUGGACAGCAAAUUGUUGGUCCUCCUAAAAAGAAGAAUUCUAAUGAAGUUGUAGAAGACCUUUUUAAAGGAGCAAAGGAACACGGUGCAGUUGCUGUUGAACGAGCUGGCAGAAGUCCUGGAGAAUCCAGCAAAUCUAAGCCGUUUGGUGGUGGUGGUUACCGUUUGGGAGCAACUGAGGGAGAACAGUCUGCAUAUGUUACAGGAGAUCGGAGACCAGAAACAGCACAAGAUGUUCACGUUAUACUGAAGCUUUGGAAAAGCGGUUUCAGUGUUGAUGAUGGUGAGCUGAGAAAUUACACUGACCCUACAAAUGCUCAGUUUUUAGAAUCUAUUAGGCGAGGUGAGAUUCCACUGGAGCUGCGGAGAUUGGCUCGGGGUGGGCAGGUGAACCUGGACAUGGAAGACCAUCGGGAUCAAGAAUUUGUAAAGUCAAAGGCUGUAUUUAAGGCAUUUGGAGGUGAAGGACAAAAGUUGGGGAGUGCCACACCUCAGCUAGUAACUACAACUACUCCAGCCCAGCAAGCAGAAAAUGAAGCAAAGGCCAGUUCUUCUGUAAACCUAAAUGAAUUAGAACCAACCACCAGUAUCCAGAUACGACUUGCAGAUGGGGGACGUCUUGUUCAGAAGUUUAAUCACACGCAUAGGAUUCAGGAUGUUCGACAUUUUAUUAUUGAUGCCCGCCCGUCUUUGGCUUAUACUCCCUUUGUGCUGAUGACCACCUUCCCUAGUAAGGAGCUGACGAAUGAGAAUGAAACCCUAAAAGAUGCCAAUCUGCUGAAUGCUGUAAUAGUACAGAGGCUGAAAUGAAUGCACUUCUCCAUCAAACCUCAUGUUGGUGGAGUACUUGAACUGUUCAGACUUUCCAUUAGUUAAACUCACUGGUUGUGAUAAAUUGGAGACAAUGCUUUUAGACAGAACUGUUUGCCCUUGAGGUUAUUCAUGUGCUCAUUCAGUUACACAGCUUUCAGCGUGACUUUGUGAUAAAAACCUUAAUUGCGUAUUUGAUUUAUAAUUUUUCAAUUUUUAAGUGAAAAUAUUAUACAUUCAAAUUCACCAAUAUUAGUUGAUGCAUCCCAACUAACUCUUAAUUUUUUGUGACUGCUAUUGUAUAGGGAAAAGUGUACCUUGAUAGAAAAUUGCAUUCUAAAAAUCAAAUCAAAUUUAAAACAUUCUAUGUUUGUCAAAUGGGUCUUGUACCUAGCAUUGUUCAUUUUGUACACUGCUGCAUUGAAUGAAUAAUCUGAGCACAA